This is a messenger RNA of Morus notabilis, 880 nucleotides long. RefSeq names its product putative ribosomal-protein-alanine acetyltransferase. The record is from RefSeq and is a predicted model, not a curated record. The transcript has a single exon. NCBI's taxonomy places the organism in Eukaryota, Viridiplantae, Streptophyta, Magnoliopsida, Rosales, Moraceae. Bases 158 to 673 code for a protein of 171 amino acids. Gene Ontology annotation, molecular function: acyltransferase activity, transferring groups other than amino-acyl groups.
UUAUUGAACUAGAUUCUAAGUGUGAGUUUAUUAUAAUUGCCUUGGUCAUUAAUUGUGUUAACCACAUCCAGUAACUCAUUUUUUUCUAGUGCCUAUAACUCUCCUCCAAAAUUCAGAUAGAAAUCCAAUUCUCCAACUCAAAGCUUCCAAACCCUCCAUGGAUUCCUCAAGAAUUUCCCUCCGUCCGCUAAAGCUCUCCGAUGCUAACGACCUCCUCGAAUGGGCCGGCGAUGAUAGAGUGACACGCCAUUCCAGGUGGAACACCAUAACAUCCAUAGAAGAAGCCUUGGCAUACAUUGAGAAGUUUGCCACACCCCAUCCAUGGUACCGGUCGAUAUGUUUGGAUGACCGUUCGAUCGGAUUCAUUUCCGUCAAGCCAGAAUCCGGCGAGGACAGAUGCCGCGCACACGUUAGCUAUGUUUUGGGAGCAGAUCAUUGGGGCAAAGGAAUAACUACAACGGCAUUGAGGAUGACCAUUUCUUUGGUGUUCAAAGAGUUCCAUGAUUUGGUGAGGCUUGAGACUGUGGUAGAAAUUGAGAAUAGCGCUUCCCAAAGGGUGCUAGAAAAGGCUGGUUUCCUAAAAGAAGGGCAUCUGAGGAAAUAUGGCUUCUCUAAAGGUGAAAUCAAAGACGUCUUUGUUUAUAGUCUCUUGUCAACUGAUAAGAUUCUGUGAUCAAAUUUAUUCCAUUUCUUUGGAAAAUGUUGGAAUUUUUCUAGUGGUAUGUUUUAUUCACACCUUUGUGAAGUUUGUUUUGCUUUGCUUUAAGUAUGAAAAAAGUGUUGUCCAACUUGUUUCUGAUGUUUGUUUAGUGUACUUGCUCACAACAUAGAUGUACUAAGUAUAAAAAUGUAUCAUCAUGGUUAAUUGAGUCUUCUACCU